AUGAUGUUCCAAGACCUGUGCCGAGCCAAGAUGGGAUGGGAUGAUGAUUUGCCAGAAGACAAACUGAGACAGUGGCAGCGAUGGUGCACAGACCUGAAGAACCUACAGGAGUUCUCGAUCCCCCGUUGCAUAAAGCCAGAGGAUUUUGGCGUGAUAGCUGACUGUACUCUGCACCAUUUCUCAGACGCCUCAGAGAGAGGAUUUGGUAGUGCGUCUUACGUACGUCUGGAAAACCAGGAGGGUCAGGUGCAUUGUGCCUUGGUAAUGGCUAAGGGAAAGCUAGCUCCGAUUAAAGUCACAACCAUUCCAAGGCUUGAGCUGACAGCAGCUUGUGAGUCGAUUAAACUAGACAGGAUAUUACGAAAGGAAUUGGAAAUCCCCAUCAACAACUCUGUGUUCUGGACGGACAGCAUGAUCGUGCUGCAUUACAUCAAAAAUGAGACUAGAAGAUUUCAGACGUUUGUGGCCAACAGAGUUGCGAAAAUCCAUGAAGGCUCGUCACCAACACAGUGGAGGCAUGUGGACACUGAGAACAACCCUGCCGAUGACGUGUCCCGGGGCUUGAUGGCUGACGAGUUGAUCGCCAACACCAGGUGGAACGACGGACCCGGAUUCCUGCAGAAGCCAGAUGAGGAGUGGCCACAAACACCAGCACAACUGCCGCCAUCUGAUCAGCUGGAAGAGAAACCUGAGCACCAAGUUUAUGCCACUGAUCAGGCAUCCACGUGCCCAGACAUAAUUACCAGACUGAUUGACAGGCACUCCGGAUGGUACAAGUUGAAGAGGUCAGUGGCCUACAUUCUGAUAUUGCCAAAGAAGCAUCAUGUUACUGACCUGGUAGUCAGGCAAUACCAUGCUGUCACAGGCCAUUCAGGUUGUGAGCGGGUGCUCACAGAAAUUCGACAGAAAUACUGGAUUCCAAAGGGCCGGAUUGCUGUUAGAAGGAUCAUCACGAGAUGCUUUCCUUGCAGCAAGAGAAAUGCAAAGCCACUGACGCAGCAAAUGGCAGACCUGCCCCCUGAUAGGGUAAAUCAAGCAAAGGGCCCAUUCUGCUUUACUGGUGUAGAUUACUUUGGACCCUUCCAGGUUAAACGGGCAAGGAGCACAGUGAAGAGAUACGGCUGUCUGUUUACUUGCUUGUCAACGAGGGCAAUUCAUAUUGAAAUUGCGGCGUCACUUACAACAGACUCCUUCAUAAAUGCGCUUGUCAGGUUCACUAGCAGAAGGGGACACCCUGAAUUGAUACGGUCAGACAAUGGGACCAACUUUGUUGGGGCUCAGAAGGAGCUAAAACAAGCCAUAAAAGAAUGGAACCAACAGAAGAUAGAAGAUUUUCUACAUCAGAAGGAAAUCCGAUGGACUUUCAACCCACCGGCGGCCAGCAAUAUGGGUGGGGUAUGGGAACGCCAGAUUAAAACUGUAAGAAAGGUAUUGAACGGAGUAGUCAAAGAGCAGAUCAUGGAUGAUGAAGGGAUAUCCACCCUGAUGUGUCAAGUGGAGGCCAUCAUAAAUGGUAGGCCAAUCACAAGACUUUCAGAUGACCCCAAUGAUCUAGAACCGUUAACUCCGAACUACCUCUUGCUGUUUAGGAGCGGUCCCACGCUUCCCCCAGGACUGUUUGGGAAAGCUGACAAGUAUAGCAAGAGACGAUGGAAGCAGGUGCAGUACCUAGCAAACGUAUUCUGGAGAAGAUGGUCUAGGGAAUACCUUACCGGUCUACAAGAAAGACAGAAGUGGACUGCGGAAGUGAGAAACAUCAGGACGGGAGACUUGGUCUUAAUAGUUGAUGAUAAUGCGCCAAGAAACACCUGGCAGCUAGGAAGAGUCAUAGAGGUGUACCCAGGAAAAGAUGGCCUGAUCAGGUCAGGCAAAAUCAGGACACAGCACACUCAGCUGGUGAGACCUGUCAACAAGCUAUGCUUGAUUGAACCUGUGGAGGACACUUCUAGUGCUUUAUAG
Molecule: messenger RNA, 1959 nt
Organism: Lineus longissimus
Lineage: Eukaryota; Metazoa; Nemertea; Pilidiophora; Heteronemertea; Lineidae
Exons: 1
Coding region: 1-1959 (652 amino acids)
Biological process (GO): DNA integration
Molecular function (GO): nucleic acid binding
Source: RefSeq, a predicted model, not a curated record